GAGGCGGGCGGAGCGCGCUCGGAGCAUCUCGGCUGCGGUGUUUUCGUCUCCCCGUCAGAGAGCGCUCCUCCCGGGCCGAGGCGCGGCUGAACGGACACCCAGAGGCGCAGGUGCUGACCGUAAGGGGGCAAGCAAAGGAAGGGACAGCAAGGAGCCUUGGGGAGGAGAGAUCCCAUCCUUGCAGCGCGAGCAGCUGGUGUUGGUGGGCGACUGUUGGAAAGCAGCCGCAGGCUCAUUAUGGCUCAGGUGCUGCAUAUGGACCCCGGCUUCCCAGGGAAACUCAACCCGCCUGCUCCCCCCUCGCUGCACGCCAAAGAACAGGAGGCGCCCUACUCAGUAGAGACCCCCUACGGCUACCGUCUGGACCUGGACUUCCUUAAAUAUGUAAACGACAUAGAGAAGGGAAACACCAUCAAGAAAGUGCCCGUCCAACGCCGGCCCCGCUAUGGCUCCCUGCCCCGCGGCUACGGCUACACGGGCUCCUGGUGGACCUCCACCGAGUCCCUGUGCUCCAACACCAGCGUGGACAGCCGCCACUCGUCCUUCUCCUACUGCGCCCCGGGUUACCACACCGCGCACAGGCCCAGCUUCAGCUCCGCCCGGGUGGAGAAGACCCUGUUGGACGCACGCAGGAAGCUGGAGGAGGAGAAAGAGGGCCGCAGGUUCUCCACGCUGGGCAGCAUGCACAGCAGCGUGGCGGGCUCCAACACCUCUCUGAGCAGCGCGCACAGCUUCAACCGGGCCCACGGUGGAGGCGGGUCCUACACCCCGGUGAGCUCUGGCCUGUCCACGCCAGUGACCCCGACUCCGGCCCACCUGCAGCACGUCAGGGAGCAGAUGGCGGCGGCCCUCAGGAAGAUUCGGGAUCUGGAGGAACAGGUGAAGACCAUCCCCGUGCUGCAGGUCAAAAUCUCCGUGCUGCAGGAGGAGAAACGGCAGCUCAGCGUGCAGCUGAAGAGCCAGAAGUUCCUGGGUCACAGUCUGAGUUUCAACCGGGCGCGUCCGCGCGGCGAGCUCUACAUCGACAUCCCCGAGGAAGAGGUGGUGACGGGGGAGAAGAGGAGCAACAACAAGCCCCCGUCCCCCGCCACACCCGACGGCUCCAAGCUGCAGGACUCGGGGUGCGAGAUCGAGGACACUGUGAUCGUCGGCGGAGCGCGACCCGAUUCAAAGCGGGACGUGCGCACCAUCGGAGUGGGACCGGAGGACCCGAGGGGCGGCCGUCACGUGGGGGUUGGGGUGCGGGAGGAGGAUCUGGGGCUGCUGCCAGAGGCCAAGGCCCUGAGGAGUCAAGUGGGUCAGCUGGAGGGGCAGCUGAAGAGGACGGCGCAGGAGCUGCAAGACGCCCGGCAGCGGGCCGCGGCGGCCCAGGGGGCUCCUCGGGCCGACCACCCGGUCAUGGCCACCAGCGUGGGCUGGCAGGAGCCGCACGGCUGCAGCCUGCACACCCUGGUGAGCUUCACGCGCCCCCCCCAGCAGAGGGAACAGAGGACUGUGGGGAUUCAGGUGUACACGCUGGAGCAGCCCACCGUGGUGGAGGUGGGCACGCUGCUCCGGGCGGAGAUGUGCAGCUCCCCCUCCCUCCUGCCCGUUGAGGGCCACCCCAGAGGACAAGCCGAAGAUGCUCCGGUCGAGCUGCCGAUAGCCGUCAGCUCCAAGCAGGUCCGCGACGUCCUGAAGAGCGAGUUGUCCACUUCGGUGCCGGUAGCCAAUCCCGCGUUUGCUGUCGGCGCGUCUGGUAAUCAGAUGAGCUUGUUGCAGUCCAAAGAAGAAGAGACGGGCGUUCAAACUGCCCCGGAGGCUGUCGAGUCACAAGAAGGCCCAGAGACAGCCUCCUCGUCCCUGAGGUCCAUUAUGAAGCGAAAAGCCGAAGGUGAACCAGGAUCUCCCUCUACAAAGAAGAACCUGCAGUUCAUCGGAGUCAAUGGAGGCUACGAGUCCACGUCGUCGGACGACAGCAGCAGCGAGAGCUCGGAUGAGGGGAGCGACUCCAGCGAGUAUCACGAAGCCAGAGAAAAACUGCCGGCGUCGGCGACUCGCCACCAGCAGCCGACCCCCGGCGAGGCGCCCCGGCCUCCGCAAAGCGACGCCCCCGGACUCGCGGCCGCGUCCCAAUCGGUCUGCGGUGCCGCGGACGCAAACCGGCCAGACAAAGCCCCCGAGUCGCCCGCAACGGACCCCGCCUCCGCUCCGCCCCCUCCGCGUGCGGCUGCUGCCGGGGCUGCGGGCCGCUCAUCGGAAAAGCACGAAUCCGCGUCUGACCGGAGCCCGGCCUCCUCCUGCUCGCCAUCGCCGCAGACCAGCGCCCCCUCCGGCCAAUCGGAGCCAAAGCCGCCGGCCGACACUCCCGCGGCGCCCCCGAAGGAGCUCAGACUGGACCUGAGUGACAGCCUGAUGUCCUCUCUUCACGCCCUGCAGAAGGCCCUGGGGGAGCCCAACGCCUUCAGCCAGCAAGGAGCAAGGGCGGCCUACACCGCCGUGCUGCAGGAGUGGCUGCGCGUCUCCUGUCACAAAGCCGCGGACACGGCCGUGGUGGAGGCCUACAUGAACACCUUCGCCUCAGUCUCCCCCCAGCUGCUGCAGUUUGUGAUCAACAUGGCGGACGGCAACGGGAACACGGCGCUCCACUACACCGUCUCCCACUCCAACUUCCCCGUGGUGAAGCUGCUGCUGGACACAGGCCUGUGUAAUGCUGACAAGCAGAACAAGGCGGGCUACACGGCCAUCAUGCUGACAGCUCUGGCUGCCUUCCACUCCGACAGCGACCUUCAGACCGUCCUGCAGCUGCUGCGCACGGGGGACGUCAACGCCAAGGCCAGCCAGGCCGGUCAGACGGCGCUGAUGCUGGCGGUCAGCCACGGUCGGGGGGACAUGGUGCGGGCGCUGCUGUCCUGCGGGUCGCAGGUCAACAUCCGCGAUGACGACGGCUCCACGGCACUCAUGUGCGCGUGCGAACACGGUCACGUGGACAUAGUGCGUCAGCUGCUCUCUGUGCCGGGCUGCGACGCCACGCUCACCGACAACGACGGCAGCACGGCCCUGUCCAUCGCCCUGGAGGCCAGCCAGAACGACAUCGCGGUGCUUCUGUACGCUCAGCUCAACUUCGCCAAGCCUCCUUCCCCGGUGUCUCCGAAGUCUCCUCUGCUGGGCUCCUCUCCUCCUGCCGGUGAAACCAAAUAAAGCCGAUCCCCAGUAACUACUCAUAACGCAGCAUAUCUACGUGACUACAACAGACAGGGAGUUUGUGUGCGUGUUUGUGUUCACCCACCAUCAUUUAGGUGCAUCAUAAGGUGCAGCGGGGCACCAUUGUUAUGUUUCUUUUUGUGCACUGUCGUGUUGUUUUUUAAUCACAGUGGGGGCUGAAAACGUGGAUUUAUUUUGUGGUACAAUCUAAAAAAAUAAAUAAAUAAAAAACAUCUGGCGUCUGUUGAGGCACUAGUUCGGUCAUGCAGGGGUCCAGUUACCAGCACUGGUUUUAGCGCCACUUACGAGUCAAACCCAUUUAUUAUGAGACACUUUUUAGUUCACUCCAUGUGAAUGUCGUUGCUUUUCGUUGUCAUGUGUCAUUUGGAAUAACAAAAGCCACGGCUGUCCUGUGACAAGUGUCCUUGCAUCAAGUUGCUCAUUGGUGCUACAGUAAUCUAACUUCAACACUAGAUCAAUAUUUAUACACAAGAUUUAAGUAUUUUUGAUAUUGAUUUUUUUUCUGAUUUUGACUUAAUUCAGAACCGUCAAGGGCCAUUUUUUAAAUUCACCUUUUUUGUAACCAGCAAUCUUUUUAUGGCGACUACAUUUCCCCCAAAUAAACCGUAUCUCUCUGUCAUCACCUCGGUGACACGAAGAGCCACGGCCCAGGAACCAGAUUCUCUGCCAGCUAUGGCUGUUGCUAGUUUUAUACUUGAAGGUAUUUGGGAAGGUAGUAAGGAAAGAUUUUAGUGUUUCUGUCAUAUUCUGUGCUUUUAAAAGUUAACGAGACGUUGUUGAGAAGUGGCUGAAGGCACUGGUGCAGCCACCUCUGUGGUGAUGCUGGUGAGAUUUGUCAGGGAACCAGAAAGUGUCGAAUUGGGGUCUUUAAAGGAUGUGUCGUGUGAGAUGUGAAUAUUAAAAUAAUAUAUGUCAAUAUAAACUGCUAGUUUUUAUGCCUAAAAUGUAAUUCUUCAAACAAAGUGCAUAGGCUAUUGAUGUCAAAAUUUACUUUUUAAAGACUUUUUAACAAUUUUUGUAUUCACUUUUGAGCAAAUGAACUUUAAUUUGUUUUAUUUAAGUAUCUAUCUUUUUAUACAUUUAGAAUUUUUAAGCUCACGCCUACUUUAUGUAAUCACACAGCUCUUUAGUUUAUCUUUUUAUGAAGGUUUGUGUGUUACCCAAUUUGUGCAUUUUGGAAAAACAAUGAAUUAAUAAACGUGGACCACAC
Molecule: messenger RNA, 4414 nt
Organism: Pungitius pungitius (ninespine stickleback)
Lineage: Eukaryota; Metazoa; Chordata; Actinopteri; Perciformes; Gasterosteidae
Gene: kank2
Product: KN motif and ankyrin repeat domains 2
Exons: 13
Coding region: 238-3180 (980 amino acids)
Biological process (GO): negative regulation of vitamin D receptor signaling pathway; negative regulation of transcription by RNA polymerase II; negative regulation of intracellular estrogen receptor signaling pathway
Cellular component (GO): cytoplasm
Molecular function (GO): protein binding
Source: RefSeq, a predicted model, not a curated record